Messenger RNA from Seminavis robusta, 2286 nucleotides. The record is from the annotation of a GenBank genome assembly. NCBI's taxonomy places the organism in Eukaryota, Bacillariophyta, Bacillariophyceae, Naviculales, Naviculaceae.
GCUAGCCAAAGCUCUCCAGGGGUUGCGGAGGCAGAUGUUCUUUGCCUACCAUACCUGUCACUGAAGCUCGUCAUUCAACUUUCUUCCCAAACUUACUUGCAAAACUAGCUAGACUACCGGUAUCAUGGAAGUAUCACACGAUUGAUGAUAGCUAUCGGUAACUCUUCUUUUGGGGGCACGGGGGGAUGUCGAGACGACCAUUUUCUUUUUUCGAAAUGUUGGCUUUCAACUGCCACUCAAGAAGCUGACAUGGUUCCCCGCACUGACGAAUUUGGCGCUCCUUGUCGCCCUUCGCUAAGUUGUAGCCCUGGCUAUCUCACAUAUGUGGCUGCUCCGCGCACUACGGUAUUCCUCGGAAUGGCCAGAGCCAGUACAUUUUUGCAAGUUUCGAAGUGCAAAAUGCUGCAAUAGCAACCAAGAUGGAGAAAGAAAGGAUAAGGCGGCACCACAGCACUCGAGAGACGUUCAAGCAAACUUCAGUUGGAAGAGAUGAAAGGCCCAGAAAAGGAUUGAUACGAAAACGCCUUUUGGGAAUGCUCAUUGCAACGGGGAUCUUGCUGGUGGGGGCACUGUUGGCCAGGACAUGGAAGAAGCUGAGAACGGAAGCGUCGAUUGAUGAAGUGAGCUGGCGGGAUGAACUGGAGCAACUCGAAAUUGAAAUGGAUGCAGAGGCUACUCAAGAGGGGAAAUCUUGGGACAGCGAAUCUGCUAAAGGGGGCAGGGGAAGCACAACCAGUACUGACAGGCGGCGUAUCCGGGGGCAUCCAAUUCUUGGGGAAACACAACAGAACAGAAGAGAGUUGAACAUGAGGAGCAACAUAUUUGCACACGGUGUCCCAGCUUAUGGAGUCAGGCAUCCACGACGAUCAAGAUCGAGUUCAAAGAGUUCCAGAAGCGGGAAGGGCAAAGGCAAGGGCAGCAGUAGUAGAAGAUCCAAGUCCCGCUCCAAAUCCAAGAGCCGUUCAUCAAGAUCUUUCACUCUCUUUCCAACCUUUGUUGGAGCCCCAACUCUCACGCCGACAACCAGCUCGGACUUCCCUUCAACGUCACCGUCAGUCUCAGCGCGACCAUCAUCUAUCCCCAGCGUUGUCCCCAGUAACAUACCGACAAGAUCAUCCGCACCAUCACUUUCAAAAUCGCCUUCGUCAAUUCCAUCCAGAACACCAAGCUCUAAUCCAAGUUCGGUUCCCAGUUCCAGUCCUUCUGCGAGGAGACGAACAGGAACCGUUCCUGGAAUUAUCCUAGAUGAAAGAAGUGGAGCUAACAUUCCAACAAACAUCCCUACUGAAAAACCCACGACCCCGCCGACAAACCCUCCCACAACGCCCCCGACAAACCCUCCCACAGCUGCGCCAACCACCCUUCUACAAAUGGCUCUUGAUAUCUUAAUUGCCAACCAGGGUAGGAAUCAUGAUCCAUCAGAGCUGACUGCAUUCACAAAAACCCAAGAGCCUUCGGAGUCUCCAAGCCAGUCGUCUGGGCAACCUUCGCAUGUACCUUCCAGUCUACCAUCUCGCAUACCAUCAGCUGAUCCUUCUAGUCUUCCAUCCAGCAUGCCUAGUACAUACCCUUCCGAUCAGCCCUCUUCGGACCCGUCGCUCUUUCCUUCGGACACACCCAGCUUUUCAUCCGGUUCUCCUACAGACUCGCCGUCCUCAAAGCCCUCGUUGCUCCCUUCAGCUCGACCCUUUACGAUGCCUUCCAAUGAACCAUCCAUUCUACCGACGAUACAUCCUAGCACUUCGAGACAGCCGUCUUUGCAACCUUCGUCCUUACCAUCUGACGGCCCUUCGCUUUCCGAGGCACCCUCCUCGUCCAAAGAACCAUCACAAGCCCCUUCGUUCGCCGCUGGACAAUCGGGAAUAGAAGAAAGAAAGCGACUGUUUCCACAUUUCGCACCAUCUAACCAGCCGUCCCACGUUCCAUCGGGUUCUGCGGUCCCUUCGCUUUCCCAGGAACCCUCCUCGUCCCAAGAACCAUCCCAAGCCCCUUCGUUCGUCACCGGACAAUCGGGGAAAGAAGAAAGAAAUCGACUGUAUCCACAUUACGCCAGAUAAUUUGGAAAACCAAUCAAUAGUUGCUUCAUUCAGCGAGAACCAUUGCGCUUUUAGGACGACAUCGAGCCAACUAUCUUGGAUGCAAUGAUUGAAUCAUUGCUUCAAUUGGACGUUGUAGAAAUGGAAAUAAGAAAAUAAUCGCUACCGCAACUUUAAAAAUACUAGUAGUAUUGCUGCGACGGAGCUUCUCCUUGACCAAUGAUGUUCUGAUCUAACUUGACGGAGAGAA